This is a messenger RNA of Trichophyton rubrum CBS 118892, 420 nucleotides long. RefSeq lists its product as uncharacterized. The record is from RefSeq and is a predicted model, not a curated record. The transcript has a single exon. Gene Ontology annotation, cellular component: mitochondrion. Bases 1 to 420 code for a protein of 139 amino acids. NCBI's taxonomy places the organism in Eukaryota, Fungi, Ascomycota, Eurotiomycetes, Onygenales, Arthrodermataceae.
AUGAGAACUGUGCUUAAGACCCCCACUCCACAAGUCCAUGCAUGGAGCUCCAGAGUUGAUGAUAGCAAAAAUUCUGUGGGAGCUGAAUUCAUCAUCAUGGAGAAGAUUUCAGGCAUUCCAUUGGGAAAAGUCUGGGAGCGUCUCUCAGGAAGCGACAAGAUGAAGGUUCUAAUCAACAUCUUCGAAUAUCAGAAUGAAUGGGCGUCUGUUGCAUUCUCAAGAUUCGGAAGUCUAUACUACUCAGGAGAUGUAGACACCCUGCCUGCGGACUAUCUUUAUAUCGACAAGAAUGGGAAUCAAGUCAAUAACCCUAGAUUCGUCGUAGGACCAGCUUCACACAACGAAUGGUUUAUACACGGACGGGAUUCCAUUAGCUGUGAUAGAGGGUCCUGUAAGCAUUCAUGCCUGUUUCCCCCUUAA